GUGGUGGUGCUGGUGUGGGACAGGAUGCUGUCCUGGAGCCCUUUAGCCAACUUCUUCUGGGAUUUACACUGCAAAAUAUACUUUCUGCUUGUAGGUAUUUGUUCUGCCUUAAAGUUGACAGUACCGUCUCAUACCAUCCACGGCAUUGAGGGGCAACCACUCCAUCUGACUGUUGACUACAAUUUCAACACUACAGCUUCUGAAAUCCAGAUAAUUUGGCUUUUUGAGAGGCCCCAAAGUAAUCCAAAAUACUUGCUUGGCUCUGUAAAUCAAACAGUAGUUCCAGACUUGGAAUAUCAGCACAAGUUUACCCUCGUACCACCGAAUGCAUCUCUGGUGAUCAAUCCAUUGCGUAUCAGCGACGAGGGCAAUUAUAUUGUAAAAGUCAAUGUCCGUGGGAAUGGGACAGUAGCUGCCAGCCAAAAGAUUCGAGUAGCUGUUGAUGUUCCUGUCACAAAGCCAGUUGUAUAUACUGAACCGGCUUCAGGGGUAGUGGAGUAUGUGGGGAAUAUUACCUUAAAAUGUACUGUGGAAAGAGGUACAAGGGUAGUUUACCAGUGGAUGAAAAACGGGAAGCCUCUCCACGCCAGCCCUACUUACACCUUCUCAACAAACAACGCAACGCUUCUGAUUGUCCCUGUUGUAAAAGAAGACGUUGGGAACUACAGCUGUCUGGUGUCUAACCCUGUCAGUGCAAUGGAAAGUGAGAUAAUUGCACCCACCAUAUAUUAUGGACCUUAUGGAGUUAGAGUUAAAUCAGAUAAAGGCCUGAAUAUAGGGGCGGUGUUCACAGUGGACAUGGGGGAAGUGAUCCUGUUGGACUGCUCGGCAGACUCCAACCCACCAAACACCUACUCCUGGGUUCAGAAGGCUGACAACGCCACACAGGUAAUCCAGCACGGACCCCACCUGGAGGUUGUGUCUGACCAAGUGCCCCAGAAGACAAUCGAUUACGUGUGCCGUGCUUUCAACAACGCCACUGGAAAGCGAGAUGAAACUCACUUCACUGUCGUCGUUACCUCUGUGGGACUGGAAAAACUGGCCCAGAAAGGAAAAUCUUUGUCGUCUCUUGCAGUAAUAACAGGAAUUUCAUUAUUUUUGAUCCUAGCUAUGGCCUUUUUAUUCAUAUGGAAAAGAUAUCAGCCACAUAAAGUGAUACAACAGAAGCUGCAGAGCAGGCCAGAGACUGACUACAGAAAGGCACAGACGUUUUCAGGACAUGAAAGUGCUUUGGAUGAUUUUGGGAUAUAUGAAUUUGUCGUUAUUCCUGAUCUUGCCAAUGGUUCUCGGGUUUCAGGUCAGUCUGCUCCUGGCUCUGACUCUGCCCCAGGCCAGGAUAUGCUUAGCACGGUUUAUGAAGUCAUUCAGCAUAUUCCUGACCCACCGCAGCAAGACCAUCAACAAUGUACAUGACGGCACGGGAACAGGAAACCAAAGCAUCUGAAAAGGCAGAAGUGACUUCUUUUUCUUUAUCGUAUAUUGAAAGGAAAUGCCCACAACUCCAAGAAUGGCAAGGGCUUACGCCAGGUUUUCUUGAAACAAUUUCUCUUCAGACUGACAAUCCCUUUCCUUCAGAUGCUCCAAAUUGCCCGUUUUUAAUUUCUUUUUUGCUUUUGAUUAAUAGGGGGUUUUGCUUCUUUUUAUUGAAAAAUAUGGGGUUUUUUCAUUCCUUACUUUUCCUUAUUUGUGAAUACAAAACACAAAGGGACAGCUUAAAAAUUGCAAUAUAAACCCUAUAUAUUUUAUGACAAUAAUGAGGGGGAGGCACAGGGAGGAAUCAGGCCUCCCACACUUGUUUUAUUAAAAAAAUGGAAAAAAAAUAAUGUGUGGGGGAGUUUUUCAUUGGGGUUGACUUUUACAAGAGAAGGUCUCCAUAUUGGCAUGGAAAGUAAUAACUGCAGUAUGUCAGAUUGCAGAAUAUCUUUGGGGUUUAAAAUAAAGUUAUUAUUUUAACUCUUUUAAUGUAACGGUAUCUUUUAAUUUACAAGCAUAGAAACGGCUCUGUCAGGCAG
Molecule: messenger RNA, 2012 nt
Organism: Calidris pugnax (ruff)
Lineage: Eukaryota; Metazoa; Chordata; Aves; Charadriiformes; Scolopacidae
Gene: HEPACAM2
Product: HEPACAM family member 2
Exons: 10
Coding region: 25-1413 (462 amino acids)
Source: RefSeq, a predicted model, not a curated record